Messenger RNA from Amaranthus tricolor (Joseph's coat), 1692 nucleotides. Its product is annotated as magnesium transporter MRS2-5. The transcript has 7 exons. Gene Ontology annotation, biological process: transmembrane transport; magnesium ion transport. Gene Ontology annotation, molecular function: magnesium ion transmembrane transporter activity. NCBI's taxonomy places the organism in Eukaryota, Viridiplantae, Streptophyta, Magnoliopsida, Caryophyllales, Amaranthaceae. The coding region runs from base 361 to 1620 and encodes 419 amino acids. Gene Ontology annotation, cellular component: membrane. The record is from RefSeq and is a predicted model, not a curated record.
CACAUCUCUUUUUCUCAAUCACAUGCUCCAAACAAAAAAUUGUUGUGGAUGAGAUUCGAGAACUUUGAUUACCUCGUUAAUUUUGUCUGGCGUCAUCUCUUUCAUGAGCUUCUCUUCUGUUCUUCUGUUCUUCGAUUUUCUCCUUUAUUCUCCUAAUUUCCCCCCCCCCUCCCUUCUCCAAUUCUUCUUCCGUUGCUUAUUUCAAUUCCUUGGGAUUGCUUGAUUCGCUAAUUUCGGUGAAUUGAGUUACUUGGAAUUGCGAUUGGAUUCAAAGCAAUAGAAUCGGAAAUCGCAUUGGGGAGGACCCAAUUAGAUAGUUGAAAUGAAGUUUUGCAACAACGGAGGAUUAAAUAAGAGUUGAUGGAAAAGCCAGAAAAUUCCAGCAAACCUGAGUCAACAGUUCCUAGUAGUGGUACUAGAGUUGGUGGUGCCUUCUGGAAUGUUGUUGGCUUUUCAGGAAUUAAGAAGAGAGGUCAUGGGAGUCGUUCAUGGAUAAGGAUUGAUCAUAAUGGGAACGCAAAAGUUUUGGAGCUUGAUAAGUCUACGAUUAUGAGAAAUUGCUCCUUGCCUUCUAGAGAUCUUCGGCUUUUGGACCCCUUGUUUAUCUACCCUUCUGCUAUAUUGGGCAGAGAGAAAGCUAUUGUGGUAAACUUAGAGCAGAUCAGAUGUGUAAUAACAGCUGACGAGGCUUUUGUGAUGAAUUCUUUGGAUGGCUCUGUCAUGCAGUAUAAGACAGAAUUGUGCAAUCGACUACAAAUGAACAGGGACCAAGCUGAUGAAUUGCCAUUUGAAUUUAGAGCACUCGAAUUGGCUUUGGAGCUGACUUGCACAUCUCUGGAUUCCCAGGCUAAGGAAUUGGCUUCAGAAAUACGUCCUGUGCUCGACGAAUUGGCAUCAUCUAUUAGCACCCUGAACCUGGAACGUGUCCGCAGAUUCAAAGGCAACCUCCUUGGUUUGACUCAGCGAGUGCAAAAGGUGCGUGACGAAAUUGAACAUCUCAUGGAUGAUGAUGGUGAUAUGGCAGAGAUGUACCUGACAGAGAAGAAAGAGAAAAUGGAGGAUUACAUGUCAAAUGAUUCAGACAUAGAAAAUGUUCCAUCAGCGGGCCAUAAAUGGGUAUCAAAAUCUGCCCCAGUUUCACCUGUUGCACCUGUUUCUCCUGGGACCGUAAUAGUUGGAUCCCAGAAGUUGCAGAGGGCUUUGAGCAGUAUUACGGGAUCUAGCAGGCGUGAAAGCUUUACAACAAGUUCAUCCAGUCAGAAAGAAGACAUUGUUGAACUUGAGAUGUUGCUUGAAGCAUAUUUCGUUUUCAUUGAUCACACGCUUAGCAAAUUGUCAUCGCUUAAAGAAUACAUUGACGAUACGGAGGACUUGAUAAACAUCAAACUGGGAAAUGUUCAGAACCAGCUAAUACAAUUCGAAUUGUUGCUGACAGCAGCAACAUUUGUCGUUACAUGUUUUGCCGUAGUCACUGGUGUCUUCGGUAUGAAUUUCGUGACCUCGGUCUUCGAUAAUCCAUUUACAUUCAACUGGGUUUUGAUCAUUAGCUGUACUAGCUGUGCGAUCUUAUACUUUUGCUUUUUGGUUUAUUUCAAAGGGAAGAAAUUGGUCCCUGUUUAGAAGCGCUUUGCAUAUACUUAUACUGUAAACUACAACUCGUUUUGGUCAUUUAUCAAUUCAAGAUUUUAACCA